GGCGCCCUCCUCCUCCUGGGGCUGCUGCUGGCCCUGCCACCUGCCGCCCAGGGGCUCCCCGAUGUUGGCCUCUCAGCUGCGCAGACUGCCCAUCAGCACCCCCAGAAGCACUUCGCACAAGGCACCCUCAAACCUGCCGCUCACCUUGUUGGAGACCCCAGCGCCCGGCACGCGCUGCGCUGGAGAGCGAGCACGGACCGCGCCUUCCUGCGCCACGGCUUCGCCCUGCGCAACAACUCGCUGCUGGUGCCCGCCAGCUGCCCCGGGCCGCGGGGGCCCUGGGUGCGCUCGGUGUACCAGGGCGCGGUGUUCCUGCUCACCCGGGGCGACCAGCUCUCCACCAGCACCGACGGCAUCGACCACCUGCUCCUCGGGCCCAGUACUGUCUUCUUUGGAGCUUUCGCGCUGUAGAAAAUUCCAGAAAGAAAAAAAAUUGGUUUCAAGGCCUUCUCCCCAUCUUGCCUCCACCCUGACCAUCUCAAAGGUCACCUUGCCUGUGACCAUUCCAGCAGUCUCAAGUCUCCCUGCUCAUGUCACCUGGAGCUUCAAAGAAGGCGCCCUGGGCACCCAGGGUCCCCUCCCCAGCCGCCAGAUCCCACUGCGCUCCGGGCGCCUGGACGCUCCCACCCAGAGCUCUGCUCUGUGGCCCCGGCCGGCCGCGGCACAGGGAGGGCGGGGACAGGGAGGGGAGCAGACAGGUCCGGAGCAGG
Molecule: messenger RNA, 710 nt
Organism: Myotis davidii
Lineage: Eukaryota; Metazoa; Chordata; Mammalia; Chiroptera; Vespertilionidae
Gene: LTA
Product: lymphotoxin alpha
Exons: 4
Biological process (GO): immune response
Cellular component (GO): membrane
Molecular function (GO): tumor necrosis factor receptor binding
Source: RefSeq, a predicted model, not a curated record